AUGAAAGCCACACUAAAAGGGCCCCGUGUUAUUAAAGCCGACCACUUUUCUGGAUUUAAGAUAGAUUCUCCAACUCUGCAGCUAAGGCACGAGGAAGAGGAUACGGACUUCAAGCAGCUCCUUACGAGCUUUGCCCACGCCACGCGUGACCCCCCGCACGCCCAGCCCACGCCCGCGGGCCCGGCCGAGGAGGAGCAGCCCCGGCGGCGGGACCACGGACCGGGAGAGCACCACACCGGGAGAGAGGGGAAACACGGCAUUGAGGGAUCGGCCACGCUGUUUUACAUGGUGCACUGCGGGAAAGCCCUCUACAACAACCUCCUGUGGAGGAACUGGUCCGCAGAGGCACUGUCCAAAAUGGUCAUCAUCGGGAACAGCUUCAAAGGCAUCGAGGAGAGAUUAUUGUCGAGAAUACUGGAGAGAGAUUAUUCUUACAUAGCAAAGGUCUUGAAAGGGACAGAGGAAGUGGCACUCCCCACCCACCCUCGGUACCUGGACACCUUUAACGACACCUCCGUCCACUGGUUUCCCUUGCAAAAACUGAAGGACCUCUCCCCUGAGGUCUGGGACUUCAUGGAGGAGCCGACGUACGAGGAAUGCGAGAUCAUCAGAAAGGACAGAGCUGACCAGUGCGGUCCCACUGCUGCGGAGUCCUGA
Messenger RNA from Charadrius vociferus (killdeer), 657 nucleotides. It is a transcript of the gene SRRD, whose product is annotated as SRR1 domain containing. Gene Ontology annotation, cellular component: nucleus; cytoplasm. The transcript is spliced from 5 exons. NCBI's taxonomy places the organism in Eukaryota, Metazoa, Chordata, Aves, Charadriiformes, Charadriidae. The record is from RefSeq and is a predicted model, not a curated record. Gene Ontology annotation, biological process: microtubule-based process. The coding region runs from base 1 to 657 and encodes 218 amino acids.